This is a messenger RNA of Hyla sarda, 4377 nucleotides long. It is a transcript of the gene SLC5A5, whose product is annotated as solute carrier family 5 member 5. Gene Ontology annotation, molecular function: symporter activity. The record is from RefSeq and is a predicted model, not a curated record. Gene Ontology annotation, biological process: sodium ion transport; iodide transmembrane transport. Lineage: Eukaryota; Metazoa; Chordata; Amphibia; Anura; Hylidae. Bases 143 to 2077 code for a protein of 644 amino acids. Gene Ontology annotation, cellular component: membrane. The transcript is spliced from 16 exons.
UCACCUGAAUCUCCUGUAGGAUGUUAAGAACUCCUCCUUUCCACACUUCGUCAUACUUUAAAGCACCUUCUCUCUGCCUCACUGUCUGUAAAGUUUUUCAACCAGCAAAUCCUGGACAUUUUUGAAUACAGUCACAGGGACAAUGGCUGAUUAUGUACCAUACGUGAGGGACAAAUUGACCUUUUGUCUGUGGGACUAUGGAGUAUUUGCUGCAAUGCUCUUGGGAUCCACUGGAAUUGGGUUGUUCUCAGCUCUGAAACGUGGGGGACAGAAGACACCUGAUGAAUUCUUUACAGGGGGUAGAAGCAUGACAGCUGUACCUGUGGGAUUGUCCUUAGCUGCUAGCUUUAUGUCUGCUGUACAAGUGCUUGGAGUCCCAGCUGAAGCUUAUCGAUAUGGUGCCAAGUUCCUUCAGAUGUGUCUGGGUCAAAUAUUAAACAGUGCACUGACUGCCUACAUAUUCAUGCCAAUGUUCUACAGACUUGGUGUCACCAGUACAUACCAAUAUUUAGAAAUGAGGUUUGCAAGAAGUGUUCGACUCCUUGGCACUAUCCAGUUCCUUGUGGGAACUAUGUUAUACACUGGCAUUGUCAUCUAUGCACCUGCACUAAUACUUAACCAAGUCACGGGACUAGACAUCUGGGCAUCUCUGUUUUCUACGGGAGCAAUAUGCACAUUUUAUACAUCAGUGGGUGGUAUGAAAGCAGUGAUCUGGACUGAUGUAUUUCAAGUAUUGGUAAUGAUCUCUGGUUUCUUUGCAAUCGCUAUUCGUUGCACUUUGCUGGUUGGUGGUCCCUUUACGGUCCUCGAUAUUGCAGGAAAUUACUCCAGAAUAAACUUUGGCGACUUUGACCCAGACCCUCGCAGGCGAUACACCUUCUGGACAUUUGUCUGUGGCAGUACGUUCCUGUGGCUAUCCAUGUAUGGGGUCCAUCAAGCACAGGUUCAGCGCUACAUAUCCUGUAAAUCUGAAAGGGAAGCUAAACUAGCAAUCUUGGUGAAUCAAGUGACUCUUUGCGUCAUCGUGUCAAGUGCGGUCGUCUGUGGAAUUGUAAUGUUCACAUUCUACCUGAACUGUGACCCUCUUCUUGCUGGAUAUGUCUCUGCUCCUGAUCAGUACAUUCCAUACCUGGUGUUGGAGAUAUUUGAACAGUAUCCAGGUUUCCCAGGUCUUUUCCUUGCUUGUGCAUACAGUGGGACACUCAGCACAGCAUCUACAAGCAUAAAUGCUAUGGCUGCAGUGACAGUUGAAGACCUCAUUAAGCCGAGAAUGCCCCAUAUCUCUAUGAAAAGGUUAAUACUGAUUUCAAAGGGACUGUCCCUGUUCUAUGGAUGUUCAUGUAUUAUAUUAGCUGCUUUAUCAUCAUUGCUUGGAGGAGGAGUUCUACAGGGCUCUUUUACAGUGAUGGGAGUGAUCAGUGGUCCAUUGCUUGGGGCUUUUAUACUGGGAAUGUUUACAACUUCAGGCAACACACCUGGUGUGUUCGCAGGCCUUCUUGUGGGUUUUUGUCUAUCCCUCUGGGUAGCAGUUGGAGGUACUCUUUAUCCACCAACACCAGAGAUAAUGGGAGUACUGCCCACGUAUGCAGAACAAUGUCCUAUCUAUAACUCUAGUCAAGGUAUCAUAUAUGGUCCGCCUGCUCCAAGAAACAUUACAGCUCCUUUACCAAGGACAACCAUUGCAGAUGAAUUCUACUCUUUGUCUUAUCUGUAUUAUGGCGCCAUAGGGACCUUUACCACAGUUAUAAUUGGCGUUCUUGUCAGCUACCUAACAGGACCUACCAAGAGAGAGACAAUCGCUCAUGGCUUGCUUUGGUGGGACCUAGUAAAAAUAACAACUUUAAAAACAACAGAGAUGCCACCUGAGGCUGAGAAGAGUACUCAAGAUAAUGUGAAGAUGGACGUCCCCUACAUUACCUUGCAGAAUAACCCCAAACUCCCAAAUCCUGAAAAUAAUCAAUUCAUUUUUAAAGAAGAUCUUACCUCUGCCCAGGAGAAGGACCCAAAGCAUCUUGCCAAAAACCGUUGCUUUACUUUUCGGUCUACAAACAAAGUUGACAGAGAGUCCUAUCUAUGAUUUUCAGAGGAUACUAACGCUACAGUCUAUUUACAAUCUAACCCAAUAUGACAUCAAAUGUCCAUGAACUGACGUUUCAGUCUCCAGACUUUAUGUUGAUUUACAUCAUGUUUUUUGUUUAAAUCCAUGAAACAUCGACCUAAAUGAACAAAAGAUGUGACAAGAAAUGUUGAUAUUUUAAAUGUAAUGUCUCCUUUAGGCAAUCCGUUGUUAUAUGUCAUAUCAGAGCAUAUUGGACUAAUACAGUACAUCCAAACUAACCGGCAAAAGCGAAAGAUGGAAGUAGUCACUAGCAGCUUUUGAUGAGCAAUGAUUUUAAAAGAUGAGUGUCACACAUUGCUUUGCUUUCCUGAGGAAUGGUUAGACUAUUGUGCACAUUCAUGUUCCGUUGACUUGCUUUAAAGAAGAAGUCCCAUGCCGAAAAACGUGUUUCCUAUCCACAGGAGAUAAGUUUGGCUCUUGGGGGUCUAUUCAUAUGUACAGUAUCCUGCUCAUAUUUGAUGUUGCAGAUUUGAAGAGGUGUUCAGUCAUUUAGUUUACAUUGAAAUCUGCAGCUUUAAAUAUGCAGUGUAUAUUUUUUUUUGUCAAAUCUGUUUUUAUUAACCACCAGAAAUACAAACAGAACAAUAUUGUAAUAAGGGCCUUUGUGCAGAUAGGCAAAGACAGCAAAAUGUCAUAACAACAGGGGGAGGUGUGAGGGGGCUUAAGAGGAAGGUAAGGGGCAAAGAAUAAUAUAGAGAACAUGGAAGCAAUCAUGGUUUCUGUUAUGUUGAUGGAAACUUGACUAGGUUGCUGCUUGAUUGCUGUUCCCUAGGAGAAGAGGAUGGAUAGGAGAGUCCCGAAAAGCAAUCCACUGGUUCUAGGUGGCAGCAAACUUGUCACGGGUCUCACUGGCCCAACAGGUAAGCUCCUCUAACCUACAAACCUGAUUCAUUUUGUCUAUCUAUUGUUGGGUGGAGGGGGCCGUGGUCUGGAGCCACAGGAGAGGAAUGAGCAGCUUGGCAGCUGUGAUCAUAUGAGUGGGUAAAGAUUGUUUAGAUGGACGCAAUAGGGCUGUGGGGAGCGCCAGCUCUACUAAAGGCAAAUUUAGCGAAAUGUUAGAGGAGCAUACCUUGUUGAUCAGUUUCUCGACCUCCCUCCAGAAGGGUUGGAUUAGUCCCACCAUAUAUGUGACAGAUUACCUGCCCCCCUUGGCAGCGCCAGAACAGCCUCGAGUCAAAAAAAUAGUACAGUCUCUCAGGUGUGUUAUACCAGCGGGAUAGGAGUUUGAAAUGACUCUCUUGUGUUUUGAUACACCUGUAAAAGCCAUGAGAAUUGUGGGUGAAUGAAACUUCUCUCUUUCUUUGUAAGGGUAAAGCGUAACUCUAUUUAAGAAGAGGGUAAGUAUAGCGGUGGGAGGGGGGAGAGUUCUGAUAAGAGUAUAGUAUAGUAAUAAGAGAGAUGUAUUUUGAGAGCAGCUCUGGAGAGGCAGGCCCUGUCUAACCAAUCAGGGUCAGUGGGGACGGAAAACUUAGAUAAGAGGGCGGAGCAAGUGCUCUUGAUCAUAUGAAGUUGACUGAAGUUUAAAUGGUGUGUGUUCACCAGCGUUUUGGUGUGGGCAUCUGAGGGCGCAUGACCCUGGGGCAGGAGGUCAGUCACGGAGGAUGUGAUCAGAAAGGAGCAGCCAUGUGCUAUCUGUGGCCACUAGGGAGGGCAGUGAUAAGUAAGGAAUAAGAUAGGCUGACAAUGGCCCAUGUUUAUCAAUCAGCCCGAAACCCUAAUUGUCUAUUUUUUUCAAUAUCAACCAAUCACAGCUCAGCUUUUACUUUACAAAAGUUCGUUAAUAGAUGAAAGCUUAGCUGUAAUUGGUUGUUAUGGGAAAAAACUGACAAUUAAGGUUUUGGGCUGAUUAAUAAAUCUCCUCCAAUAUGUGACAAGAAAAACACAAAACAUAUAUUAUGUGGCUAAAUUUCUCACUCUGAUAGAAAGUAACUACUAUAAAAUGCAACCAAACAUAAAAAAAAAAUAAUGUGUGCUAAAUUGUUUGCUUGUUUUUAAGAGGGGCAAAGACAGUAGCCAUGCCUGCUUCAAGGAGCAAUACUGUUGGCUACAAGGGCACUGCAGAAAAUCUUCAGCCAUCCAUAAAAAUACUAAUAAAUUAUUCAGUCUGUUAUCCAGACCAUCAGACAUAGCCCUAUUACACAAUAUUCCUUGUAACGGUGUUCUCAUUUUGCUGUUCAUUUCAUGUUUUCUGCAACUAGGACAAAAUAAAUGCUUCAUUUCAUAAUAAAUAUCUGUACACUCAAUUGUAUAUCAUUUUG